Messenger RNA from Pungitius pungitius (ninespine stickleback), 4134 nucleotides. It is a transcript of the gene map4k5, whose product is annotated as mitogen-activated protein kinase kinase kinase kinase 5. Gene Ontology annotation, biological process: intracellular signal transduction; protein phosphorylation. Lineage: Eukaryota; Metazoa; Chordata; Actinopteri; Perciformes; Gasterosteidae. The coding region runs from base 536 to 3271 and encodes 911 amino acids. The record is from RefSeq and is a predicted model, not a curated record. Gene Ontology annotation, molecular function: ATP binding; MAP kinase kinase kinase kinase activity. The transcript is spliced from 36 exons. Gene Ontology annotation, cellular component: cytoplasm.
GAUUCCGAGGGAGCUCCUGAAGGCAGCAUUUGGGAUCCAGUAUCAGCGAAUCCACAGAGAUUGGCAACAGACUGUUGCUUUUUACGAUGAAUGUUGUUUAGGAAGCAGUGACACUGGACAUUAUAACGUAGUUUGGCGUUAGUGACUCACACGUUAGUGUGAGGUUCCGCUUAAACUGUCAGCAGAGAGAAAUGACAUGUCAACGUCUGAACUUCUCCCUCUCGAACCCAACUCGGCUACAACGUUGAAGGAGACGGAGUGAACGCCGACUGAAGUUUAUUACUCGAUAACAAAGAGGGACGCUCUCCUUCUUUUUUUGGAGCCAUUACUCGACGUCAUUUGUAAAAGUAUCUAAAAUGCAAGAUGUAUUCAUCGACGGCGUUCGGGUUGUAAAAGGACAUGGAGCACGAGGGAGGACCUUCUGAGUAAAAGUGAUUGGCCUAUAAAUAUAUUCAGGACCGUCGCUUCAUCCAACCUACGCCACUAGAUUGGAUCUGCUUACUUAAAUGUAAAGGGUCGUUUGGUUCAAGCAACCAUGGAUAUCUUUCCCCGGCCAAGCGGUGAAAUCCAGAGGAGGAACCCUCAGCACGACUUUGAGCUCAUCCAGAGGGUGGGAAGUGGCACAUAUGGAGACGUGUACAAGGCUCGAAACAUACAAACUGGGGAGCUUGCUGCUGUGAAGAUCAUAAAGUUGGAACCAGGAGAUGACUUUUCCAUCAUACAGCAGGAAAUCUUCAUGGUGAAGGAAUGCAUGCACCACAAUAUUGUGGCCUACUUUGGGAGCUACCUCUGUCGAGAGAAACUUUGGAUAUGUAUGGAAUACUGUGGUGGAGGAUCUCUGCAGGACAUUUAUCACGUGACGGGACCUCUCUCAGAGCUUCAGAUAGCCUACGUCAGCAGAGAGACUUUACAGGGUUUGGGAUAUCUGCACAACAAGGGCAAGAUGCACCGUGACAUUAAGGGUGCGAACAUACUUCUCUCAGACAACGGUGAUGUAAAGUUAGCUGACUUUGGAGUUGCAGCCAAAAUAACAGCCACCAUUGCCAAAAGGAAGUCCUUCAUUGGAACACCUUAUUGGAUGGCUCCAGAAGUAGCAGCAGUGGAGAAGAACGGUGGCUACAACCAGCUGUGUGAUAUUUGGGCAGUAGGCAUAACGUCCAUAGAGCUGGCCGAGCUGCAGCCGCCAAUGUUUGACCUGCACCCGAUGAGAGCCCUGUUUUUGAUGUCCAAGAGCAGCUUCCAGCCUCCAAAGCUAAAAGACAAAAACAAAUGGUCUACCGCCUUCCAUAACUUUGUCAAAGUGUCUCUGACAAAGAACCCAAAGAAGAGGCCCACUGCAGAAAAACUUCUAUCGCAUGUGUAUGUAGCCCAGACAGGUUUGACCAGGAGGCUCGCUGUUGAUCUCCUCGAUAAAAUGAACAACCCAGACAACCACGAGCAUUACAGCGAGGUGGACGAUGAUGACCCUGAGCCUCUCUCUGCAGUCAGACACACCAUCCGCUCCACUAACAAACAAGCCCGAGCAGAGAGGACGCGCUCGGAGAUCAACUCAAACAAUGGGAAAGACCAAGGAGGGCCAGGCUCAAGUGCAGUUGAUAAGCUCCAGUUUGAACCACCUCUCCGGAAGGAAACUGAGGCUCAUUCUGAAAUGGAUGUGAGCAAAGAUAAUGACUUCCCUUCCCCCUGGAGUCCCUUUGCAGAGGGAGGAAUAACAACCAGGAGUCUUCUCAAAAGCGUUGAGGACGAAUUGUUCCAACGUGGACACAUUGCACAUCUUGAAGACGCCUUUGUUGAAGUGGAGCUGUCAACUCUCAAGCCAGGGGUUCCUCCUCCUCUGCCUCUGAAGCCACGAUUAAACAGCUCGCCAGAUGAGCUUGGCCUCAACGACGAGGGGUCUACGACGGUUCGGAGGUUCCCAAACUCUGAGAACGGACCGAGCCAGGUGGUCCGCAUACAGAGCACCCCGGAGCACCUGGGCAACAAGGUGGACCACUCGCCUCCGGAUUUCCUCUCAGUCAGCGUCAGUAGCCCCGGCCUUUUAUCUCACGCCUCUGAUCCUGCUCUCAGUAAAUCUGAAUGUAAAGAUAACGAUUCGGAUGACAGUGUGAAUGGAGGCGGUCCACAGAUGCCCCCCAAUCAACAGCACCGGAAGGAGAAGAAGGAGUUCCCUAAACCAGCCAUCAACGGUCUCCCACCCACUCCUAAAGUACUGAUGGGAGCCUGUUUCUCUAAAGUGUUUGACGGCUGUCCACUGAAAAUAAACUGUGCCACAUCCUGGAUUCAUCCAGACACCAAAGACCAGUACCUAAUCUUUGGUACGGAGGAUGGCAUCUAUACGCUGAACCUUAAUGAGCUGCAUGAAGCCACAAUGGAGCAGCUGUUCCCGAGGAAGUGCACCUGGCUUUACAUUAUCAACAACAACCUGAUGUCUCUAUCUGGGAGAACCUUCCAGCUGUAUUCUCACAAUCUCAUUGGGCUGUUUGAGCAGCUGAAGAAGCCCGGCUUGGCCGCACAGUUCCAGACGCAUCGCUUCCCAGACAAAAUCUUACCCAGGAGGUUUGCCUUAACAACUAAGAUCCCCGACACGAAGGGCUGUCACAAGUGCUGCAUUGUGAGAAAUCCAUAUACAGGCCACAAGUACCUGUGUGGAGCGCUGCAGUCGGGGAUCGUCUUGUUGCAGUGGUAUGAGCCCAUGCAGAGGUUUAUGCUUAUCAAGCACUUUGACUUCCCCCUUCCCAGUCCACUCAAAGUGUUUGAGAUGUUGGUGGUCCCGGAGCAGGAGUAUCCUCUGGUGUGUGUGGCCAUCAGCCAAGGCAGCGAGCCGGGCCAGGUGGUCCGCUUUGAGACCAUCAACCUUAACUCCUGCUCCUCCUGGUUCACAGAGAUUGGAAAAACUCAUCAGCAGGUGGAUGCAAUCCAUGUCACCCAGCUGGAGAGAGACACAGUAUUGGUGUGUUUAGACCAAAACUUGAAGAUUGUAAAUCUCCAGGGGAGACUGAAGUCCAACAAGAAGCUGGCAUCUGAGCUCAGCUUUGAUUUCUGCAUCGGAUCAGUUGUGUGCCUUCAGGACAGCGUCCUGGCCUUCUGGAAACACGGCAUGCAAGGAAAGAGCUUCAAGUCAAACGAGGUGACCCAGGAGAUCUGUGAUCCGAGCCGAGUCUUCCGUCUCCUGGGAUCUGACAGGGUGGUGGUUUUGCAGAGCCGACCCACUGACAACCACACGGCCCUCAGCAACCUGUACAUUCUGGCAGGUCAUGAGAACAGUUACUGAGCCUCCCCGAGAGAAAGGAGGAUGAGAUGCAAGUGUCUUUUUGGGAGGGAAACUCCAGACCUUCACCUCACGCGCGCUUCGAGGGAAAGGUCUGGCUUAAAACCGUUAUUGGGAGCUUUUGUUACUGAUGGCGGGAUCGACAGGUCAGUAAAGAGAGAAGGCUCUUGAGGUGGAUUCAUGAGUAGCCUUACACCAGCAACACGUUCCCUGUGGCGCCGCUCAUCUCAAACGACAAGGAAACCAUUACGAGCUGCAACAGGAGAGCCAGUAAGAGCUGCACGGUGGACUGAGUUACAAAUUAUGUUAAGGUAUUAUUAAUAAAAGUGCCAUUAAAAUUAAAUUCAUGUAAUUUUUAUUAGCGAAACUGGGAGAUUUAUUGUGUAUUACAUGUCACUCAUCUCUGCCAAUAGCUUGAGAGGAGAUUUUACCAACUAGUCAAACGAAUAGCUCAGUUUAAACCCAUGAACAUUGUGGGGAAUUAAAAAAUAUUUAUUAACCUCAUUUACUGGCCGUUUUAACAGAUCGUGGCAGUGCAGUCCUGCUGUGUGAGGACUAGCUAGUGAACAGCUGUUCAGAAUCCUUUGGGUUUUUUUCUUCCUGCAAUGUAAUAUAGUCUCAUCUCUCCUGCUCUGCUACACUUUUAGAAGUCUCGAGACAAUGUACAUUUUUUGUCUUUAUCUUCCUCUUUUAUAGGUCUUUUACUUCUCAUUAUUUGCACCAUGUAAGCACUUUUGUACAUUUUUUUUAUUUAAAAUGACAAAAUGAGGGACAAUGCUAGGUUUUGCUAACAUCUUUGCAUUCCCUUCGCAAAAUGUUUAAUGUAUGCUGUCUUUUUUGUAAUAAAAAAGCUGUUAACGAGAUAA